Messenger RNA from Cercospora beticola, 1705 nucleotides. Its product is annotated as PWI domain-containing protein. Lineage: Eukaryota; Fungi; Ascomycota; Dothideomycetes; Mycosphaerellales; Mycosphaerellaceae. Gene Ontology annotation, molecular function: RNA binding. Gene Ontology annotation, cellular component: spliceosomal complex. Gene Ontology annotation, biological process: regulation of mRNA splicing, via spliceosome; mRNA processing. The record is from RefSeq and is a predicted model, not a curated record.
GGUCUUGCUAGAAUGGCGGUGGGACGUGCGGUUCUUGAGUUUCGUAUUUCAGCAUGUAACCAGGGUAAAUUGGGUGGAACUCGUCUACGCGGAUACUCGAGAGAGGACAUAUCUGUAGCUGUUGGGAGGUGUGUCCAACACCGAGAUUUGUUGACCCGCUCCCUCAACAUCAAGGCGUAGCUUCUCAUGAUAGCCGUCACGCCGGUAAGACCGCCCCAGUUGGGCCCAGAAUGGACGUUGGCGACCAGCAACAAUCGCUAAGAGGAAAGUGAAGGUGAAGGUAAAAAUGCAGUCACCAGCCACUGGCUGUGGCGCAGUUCCGCAGCCACGUCCCAAGCUCCAAUGCUGAAUGAAGCUCACUCCGUCACACCUUCGACUUGUCGCCAACUUCACCUGCUCCGGCAGCGGCAUUGUCUGACCCCUGCUUUCCCUUCGUCCACAUCUUCUCCCUUUCGCCUCAUACACUACCACCACAUCACGCCGAUUAUGUCGGCAGCGCUCAAGACGGGCGCAGACGCGCGAGCGAUGCGUAAUACCUCUUUUCCACCAGAGUUCAGCAAGAAAGUUGACAUGACCAAGGUCAACCUGCCUGUGAUCAAGAAGUGGGUGUCGGAUGAGAUCACCAAAAUCCUCAAUAGCGACGACGACGUGGUCACCGAGAUGAUCUUCACGCUGCUCGAGGCCGGAAAAUUCCCGAACAUCAAGCAGAUCCAGACCGACAUUUCCGGUUUCCUCGACAAAGACGCUCCCCCAUUCUGCCUCCAGUUGUGGAAGCUGCUCCUCAGCGCCCAGGCCGACCCCAAAGGCAUUCCGCAAGAGCUGCUUGAAGCGAAGAAAUUUGAACUCAUACAGGAGAGGAUCGCAGAAGACAAGGCGCGCGAGGAAGCCAGGCAGCGUGAGAUCGAAGACCGCGAACGCGAACGAGACUUGGCACGAAUCCGCGAGCGCGAGCGCGGUUCUCGUGGCGGCAGAGGAGGCGGACGUGGAGGUCGAGGCCGCGUACGCGAUCGCUCCUUCGAUCGCCGACCCUCGAGAGACUUGUCCAGAUCACCACCUCCGAGACGUCGCAGUCCACCACGCGCGACUGACAGCUACGUACCAGGCGGACGCGGUCGUGGAGGCAGAGAUGACAACCCCCGUCGCCGUCGUCGUUCACCUUCGUAUGGCCGAUCACCAUCGCGCUCACGCUCUCCUCCAAGACGUCGUAGACGCCGCGACUCAUAUUCCGAUGCAUCUCGCUCACCUCCUCGCAAGAGGGACAGACCAGCAAGCAGUGACGAUGACGACCGUCACCACAGGAGACGUUCACCUUCACCGCGCAGGCGGCGGCGAUCUCCCUCUUACUCUGAUUACUCACGCUCACCACCCAGCAGGCGUCGCCGUCCAUCGCCAUCCCGAUCACCACCACCGCGUCGCCGAUCUCGAUCUCACUCGCCACCGUCGAAACGCAAAGGCAGACUGUCGCCACCAGCUGAUCUGAUUCCAAGCAAAGACCGCAACAAAAACUAUCGCUUGAGUCGAGACAGCUCUUCCUAUGGCGAUCGUCCAGGAAACGGCCGUCGAGGCUCGAAGUCAUCAGAGUCCGUAGCCAGUGGCGGUGCUAAGAAUGAGGUGGGUAACGAUGACUGAACCUUGACCUUUUCAGGAAACCUUCACGCAGUACGAGUAUCAACUAUAGCAAACUUCGAAACGACUAUCACGAGCA